UGCUUAUAAGCAAUAUCGUAUACGAUAUUAAUAAGUUAAGCAUUAUACAAAUUAUUUUCAUAUCACUGGUAUACAUAUAAUUUACUGUUUUAGAUAAAGUAAAAGUUUUAGGGGAACAAUUAGAUAUGGAACAUUUGUUUGCACAAAAUUCAUGUAAAAGGGGUUUUCAUGUUCAAGUUGAACUAAAGAAUAUUAAAAAUUUCAAUGUCAAACAUCCUCCGAGUAUAUGUAAAAAUGUUGAAUGCGUAAAAAAUAUUGUAAAAUUUACAACGGAAGAUUUAUUAGUGCUAAAUAUUCGUAUUACUCAAGCCUUAAAUGAAGUAGAAAUAUUGACUAAUGCAAUAUUAAAUGAAAUGCUAAAAGAGUUAAGAAAAUAUAUUAGUUGUAUAUACGAUCUGUGUAAUGGUAUUGCUGACUUAGACUUGAUAUUUUCAUUCGCUCAAUAUAGUACGCGUUCAGGAUCAACUAGACCCAAAUUUGGACAAUACAUGGAUAUCAAAAGUUCAAGACAUCCAAUAUUAGAUAUUAUUAAUUCAAUUGUUACAAUUGAUAACGAUAUUUUUGCUUCAACUGAUAAGAAUUUAAAUAUCAUCACCGGACCUAAUAUGGGUGGAAAAAGUAUUUAUAUACGUCAAGUGGCAUUAUUGCAAAUUAUUGCUCAGAUCGGAUGUUUUGUACCUGCAACAUUUGCUCAGUUUCGUAUUUGUGAUCGAUUGUUUACGAGAAUUGGUUUUGGAGAUAGCAUAGAAUCGAAUGCAUCAACAUGGGUUUUAGAGGUAUUACAUCUAAUAUUGAUUGUUCAUGCAACCCGGACAACGCUUAUAAAAGAAUUAAAUGGUAUACUUCCUUCACUUACGAAACAUAGUUUAGUAAUUAUUGAUGAAUUAUGCCGAGCUACUUCUUGCGAAGAAGGAUCAAGUUUAGCAUGGGCAAUUUGUGAACACAUAAUGCAAUCUUGUGCUUUUAUAUUUUUUGCUACGCACAGUAUUUUGAUAACAAAACUUCAAGAUUUAUACUGCAAUGUAUUAAAUUAUCAUAUGGAGGCAUUACCCGCGAGAGAUUUUACGACUAGAUUGACUUAUACGUAUAAAUUAUGCCCUGGAGUAACGAAUUUUGAUGACUAUGGACUAACCUUGGCUAGGGAUGUAAAAAUGCCUGAACAUUUAAUUGAAAAUGCUAUAGAAAUUGAGAAAUGUUUACGUCAAACAAGAGUAGCGUUACCAGACAAUCCAUCAAAUGAAGCAGACUUGAUUUUGGAUAAUUGUAUUCAAAACCUGUUAAACAUGAAAGAUACAGAAUGUCUCAAUAUAUCAAAUAUUCAGUCGGUUGUAUUAGAAAUGAUGAAUAAACUAAAAGAGAACAGAAGAAAAAACAUUGAUCCAUUGAUGGAAUAUAUAGAUUCUGAUAAUGAAGUAUAGGUAUACUAGUAUAUACGUAUAAAGAUUAAAUAGAUUAAUUGAUUAUAAUACAUCAUCAAUAAAUAAUUCUACAUAACUUACAGAAAAAUAU
This is a messenger RNA of Rhopalosiphum padi (bird cherry-oat aphid), 1509 nucleotides long. Its product is annotated as mutS protein homolog 4-like. Gene Ontology annotation, molecular function: mismatched DNA binding; ATP binding; ATP-dependent DNA damage sensor activity. The transcript has 9 exons. Gene Ontology annotation, biological process: reciprocal meiotic recombination; mismatch repair. The record is from RefSeq and is a predicted model, not a curated record. Bases 126 to 1418 code for a protein of 430 amino acids. Gene Ontology annotation, cellular component: nucleus. Lineage: Eukaryota; Metazoa; Arthropoda; Insecta; Hemiptera; Aphididae.